CAAUUUUUUUAUUCACUCUGCUCUAGGAGUCCGCCCAAGUACUAUUACACCUCCCGCGUGGCGGCCCCAGAAAUUCCCCUACCCAAAGAAGCCGGUUCCUCGAUCAAAAACACUACAAAGUAUCAUUUGAUCGGGAGGUCGCUUUCCACGCGCAUCGCGGCGACGGCCCACCGCGGUCCGAAACGCCCACUCCCUACACAGCGAUAAGCCGAUUCUCUCCCAAACCCAAACACCCCCCCCUCUUUUGCUCCUCCAAAGAUGAAGUCGACGACGCACACACCGUCCGCCUCGGACGCCUCGCAAACGCCCAUCCCCAUCUCCAUUACCAUCUGCGGCGACGGCGGCUGCGGCAAGUCCUCCAUCACCCUCCGGCUCGUCAGGAGCCAGUGGACGAGCGAGUACGACCCGACCAUCGAGGACAGCUACAGCGUGACGCGGCGGCUGGACGGCGUGGUGUACCACCUGAGCCUGACGGACACGGCCGGGCAGGAGGAGUACCGCGGCAUGUGGGCGUCGUCCAACCUGGGCGCCGACGCCUUCCUGCUCGUCUACGACAUCACGUCGCGCGACUCGCUCGACGCCCUCGACUACUUCAACGAGCUGAUCGACAUGGAGGCCGAGACGCGGCUGGACAAUGCGGCGCGCGCGCGCCGCGCCGGCCUGACCACCCUCGACCUCUCUUCCUCCUCCUCCUCCGCCGCCAUUGGCGUCGGCGGCGGGUCGUCGGCGAGCGGCAAGACGGUCCCGCCCGUCAAGAUCGUCGCGGGCAACAAGUGCGACCUCCAGGAGAGCCGGCAGGUGCCCGCGGCGACCGGGCUCGAGUGGGCGCGCAAGCGCGGCUGCGGCUUCAUGGAGACGAGCGCCCGGCUGGAGGUCAACAUCGAGGAGACCUUUGCGCUCAUCAUCCGCCGCGUCGUCGAGGCCCGCCGCCUCGCCCAGACGGCCGCCGGCGCCCAGCCCGCCGCCACCAGCCGCGGCAUGACCAAGCCGCUGACGCCGCUGCCGCCGCCGGGCGACGACGAGGCCGACGAGGAGAAGCGCGGGCCCGGCGUCAGGGGCCCCAACAUCAGGGGCGACCGCGUGGGCAAGGGGGACGGCGGGUUCUGGAGGAAGUUGCGGUGCUGGUAGGGCCGGACGUGCCGGAAGCUCGGAGCGGGCCGGGCGGGAAGGCUCCAACGAGUCGGGCGGGGCCUGGCCGGUAGAGGGAAGCGUCGCGGGAUCGUCAAGGAUCAGAUCAGGAUCGUCAGGGAUGCUUAGGCUGGUUUUCCGCAGGGUGGAAAGGGGCGGGAGGAAUUUUUUUUGGCGAGAAGCAAGCGAGGAGUUGGGAGAGACAUGCUUGGAACAUACUUUUUAAGACGGGAGCUUGGAGUGCGCGAGA
Messenger RNA from Thermothelomyces thermophilus ATCC 42464, 1378 nucleotides. RefSeq lists its product as uncharacterized. Gene Ontology annotation, cellular component: plasma membrane. Bases 259 to 1128 code for a protein of 289 amino acids. NCBI's taxonomy places the organism in Eukaryota, Fungi, Ascomycota, Sordariomycetes, Sordariales, Chaetomiaceae. Gene Ontology annotation, molecular function: GTP binding; GTPase activity; GDP binding. Gene Ontology annotation, biological process: signal transduction. The transcript has a single exon. The record is from RefSeq and is a predicted model, not a curated record.